Pestalotiopsis fici W106-1 is the source of this 2031-nucleotide messenger RNA. RefSeq lists its product as uncharacterized. The record is from RefSeq and is a predicted model, not a curated record. The transcript is spliced from 3 exons. The coding region runs from base 1 to 2031 and encodes 676 amino acids. Gene Ontology annotation, cellular component: extrinsic component of endosome membrane; late endosome; early endosome. NCBI's taxonomy places the organism in Eukaryota, Fungi, Ascomycota, Sordariomycetes, Amphisphaeriales, Sporocadaceae. Gene Ontology annotation, biological process: early endosome to late endosome transport; endosome to lysosome transport; protein targeting to lysosome. Gene Ontology annotation, molecular function: phosphatidylinositol binding.
AUGGCGACAGCGGCUGCGAUCCCACCCCCAGGGCCCCCAAGCCCGACACUGAAAACGUCUGCGACUUGGAGCGCAGCGGCCAAACCACCUUCGGCGAACAAGCCCCCGCCGCCAUCUCGAUCACAUACUUCGCAGACCAUAGCGCGGCGCGGCGUGAGGUCGGCAGAUUAUCUCUCGGACAAGGCCACCGCCGCCUUCAUUCGCCGUACACUUUGCGCGAAACAUCUGGCAGAGAGGGGGAGGUUUUCGCCAGCACCAAUCGAAGAGCUCCUUCCUCCUCUAACUAGUCGCAACGAUGUGGACCUGCAGCUCUACGCCCUCAUCUCCGUCAUACUCAAGGAGUUCGUACAAAAGUGGUACUCCAAUAUCACGCCGGAUGAGACUUUUGUCGCCGAGAUCGUACAAAUCAUAGCCCAUUUCACCAGGGCUCUGGAAGAGCGCUUACGGAAUGUUGACUUGGAGAGUCUCUUAUUUGACCAGUUACCCGAGUUGCUGGACGCACAUGUGAGAGCGUACCGUACUGCUUCUAAUUCGGCGGCCAAGCCUCCUCUUGAGGCCAAUUUCCGCGAGAUUUACCACUCGCUAUGGCCACUACCUGCAUUGUCUCCCCUGCCGAAGCCCGGCGAUGCUAGAAGCGUCCAGGCACAGGCUGAUAAUGAGGCUGCGUAUCGUCAACUACUCGUCCAAGGAGUACUUGCUCUGCUGCUGCCUACGGAGGAUCUUGAAAACGAGUGCUUGACGUCGCUAGUUGGCCAGAUAUUCUCCGAGCUAAUUAUUGGCAAUCUCGUGGCCAAGAAACUAUCCGAACCAUGGCUUUUAUUGGAAAUCUUUAUCAUGCUGACGAGGCUAGCGAAGGGAGGUCCUCAGCCACCUGAAUCCCCUGACCAGCUUGCGCCAACGACUUUUGAGGAUGAACCUAUUGAGGACGGAACGCUCCCAAUGAAAAGUGCCUCCCGCUCAUCUCCAAGCGAGUGGUUCUGGUCUUUGGUCCAACUAGGUUUCCUCGUGGUCAACAUAAUUCGCCUCCUUGCUAGUACAUGGGUUCUGUCAAGAUCGCUCCCUCCGCGAACAGAGACACUAUUCGUCCAAAAACCAGUCUCAACUGACCAACAGAAAAGCGAGAAAUCGUACAACCCCAUUUCAAGCCAUCCUUUGCAAGCGGGACCAACCCGAGUGCCCAUCGCCGAGUUCAAGCUAUGGCCGUGUGUCGCCAAUCUGCUCGAAAUGGACGCGCGCAUGCCGUGGCUGGGAGGAGCUUUUUCCAUGAUGCAAUGGAGCGCCACGAAGGGACCAGGACAGUUCGCAGGGUAUAAUGGUGUUCUUGACAGGCUCUUUUCACACUGCAUCCAGACUAGUGUUCUUGAUUCAGAUCGGCUACCUCCACUAUUGCGAUCCAUUCGCGCAGCUCUCUUUCCAAAUAAUGCUCCAGGCGUCUCUACGCUCUUUCCGCCUUCCUCUGAGGAAGAGUUGGUGGCUCUGCGGCGGAGAUGCGCUAGUGCAAUCUGGGGGGUUAUACCGAAGAGUAUGGGCAGAGUAUACUUUGGCUCGGUUUCUCUCUGGACUGGCAGUCAGAGAUGGAGCCCUACUUACUCACAGGAUACGAAGAGUCUAGCCCAUGACCCUGAAGUACGUCCAAGCCAACGCGGUAAAUCCGCUUCCGGAAACCAUGGCGCUGUCGACGACGGCUCCAUAGCGGAUGAGCACAAGGAUGCCCAAGCGAGCGGCGUUGGACGGGGUUCUGAAAGCCACAAGAAGCCCGGCAACCAAACUCCAAUAACACCUCUGCAGAGGCGGGGCUCGGAGAAUAAGCAUAGAGAAACCAACGACGACCUAUCAUUGUCACAAGCCUUGCCUGACCCUGAAGAAGAGAGAAUUUUAUCCGAGAUCGAAUCUGGUAUUCUCGACGUUUUCUCGGAUGCAUAUUGCAACAAGCAUCUCAUUUAUGGGAUGCUAGAAUUAAUCUUGGUGCGAUUGAUGCCUGAAUUAACUGAGAAGGGCAUCAUUGAAUUAUGGGAGGAACGGCUAAGCUAG